Molecule: messenger RNA, 4413 nt
Organism: Colletotrichum acutatum
Lineage: Eukaryota; Fungi; Ascomycota; Sordariomycetes; Glomerellales; Glomerellaceae
Product: DNA-directed RNA polymerase II subunit RPB2
Exons: 3
Coding region: 409-4185 (1258 amino acids)
Biological process (GO): DNA-templated transcription
Cellular component (GO): RNA polymerase II, core complex
Molecular function (GO): ribonucleoside binding; DNA binding
Source: RefSeq, a predicted model, not a curated record
UGUAUUUUCGAGAGAGUAAAAAACCACCACCCAACGAGGCUGGUCAUCUGCAUCGGCCGUACACCAUUGCAUCACCCACCCAUUACAUAUUGAAUCGGCAUCGCGUUGAGCAGUCGGUUUUCCAAUCUCGCGCCUGGCUUUGUUUCUCUUUUCAUGCCCCAACCGAGCUGAAGAGGCAAACUCGCCUGUGCUCUGCGUCGUGAUUGUUAAUCAUCAUCGUCGUGGGAACCUGACUCUUACCGCGACUCGCCGCUUCUUGCUCGUCGAACACUGCCCCGGAACUCGAUUGCUCGCAGACUCGACUACCAGACGCACCACUGUAAUAAAUUACAAGGUCGACUCCUGCUCACUCAACCCGUUUCCUGUCUGGCAUCCGUCAUUGCACACGCAGGUGCCAACGCCUCCGAGAUGGCCGACUACGAUGACUACGACUACGACGGGUACGUCGAAGAAGACGAUACCAGCAUCACGCCCGAAGACUGCUGGACCGUCAUCUCUUCCUUCUUCGAGUCCAAGGGUUUGGUUUCUCAGCAGGUCGACUCCUUCGACGAAUUCACCUCUUCAACCGUCCAAGAGCUCAUCGAUGAGUACUCCCAAAUCACCCUAGACCAGCCGAAUCCUAUGUCAGACAGCGACAAGGUCAUCGCCCUCCGUCGAUACGAAGUCAAAUUUGGCACUGUCAUGGUCUCUCGUCCAUCCAUCACCGAAGCUGAUGGUAAAGUUACGACAUUACUUCCCUACGAAUGCCGCGACCGCAACCUCACUUACGCCAGUCCCCUCUAUGUUAAGAUCACCAAGAAGGUCUCGAUUGCGGUAGAGAAACCGGUUCCGCUGAAUGAGCUCGACGAGGAACAGCAGGACGAACUUGCAAACACUGGCGAGCACCCUACCAAGUUGGAGUGGGAAGAGGAGGAGAGCGGCGAGGAUUAUGGCGCCGACAAAAACAAGUCAGAUGAUAUGAAGGACAUGAUUUUCAUCGGUCGCAUGCCCAUUAUGGUCAAGUCCAAAAUUUGCCACUUGAGUAGCGAGCAGGAGGAUGACUUGUUCAUGCUGAACGAGUGUCCUUACGACCAGGGAGGCUACUUCAUCAUCAACGGUAGUGAAAAGGUCCUUAUUGCUCAAGAGCGAUCGGCCGCCAACAUCGUUCAGGUUUUCAAAAAGGCCCAGCCGAGUCCAUACUCCUACACAGCUGAGAUCCGCAGCGCUCUCGAGAAGGGCUCUCGACUCAUUUCAUCUAUGAUGCUGAAGUUAUACAGCAAGGGCGACGCCGCAAAGGGCGGAUACGGCCAGACUAUCCACUGCAGUCUGCCCUAUGUCAAGGCCGAUCUGCCGAUCGCCAUCGUCUUCCGAGCUCUGGGCGUGGUAUCCGACGAGGAUAUCCUCAAUCAUAUUUGCUAUGACCGAAAUGAUAGCCAGAUGCUCGAGAUGUUGCGGCCAUGCAUCGAGGAGGCUUUCUGUAUCCAGGACAGAGAGGUUGCCCUUGACUUCAUCGGCAAGCGUGGUAGCAACCACAACAUUCCCAGAGAAAAGCGCGUGAGAACUGCCAAAGACAUUCUUCAAAAGGAAACUUUGCCGCAUAUCUCCCAGAGCGAAGGCAGUGAGACAAGGAAGGCAUUCUUCUUGGGAUACAUGGUCCACAAGCUGCUUCAAUGCGCCUUAGGUCGACGCGAUACCGACGAUCGUGAUCACUUUGGCAAAAAGCGCCUUGAUCUCGCCGGUCCCCUUCUCGCCAAACUAUUCCGCAACAUCGUCCGCCGCAUGAACCAGGAGCUAUCUGGCCAUCUCAAGCGCUGUGUCGAGUCUAACCGGCAAUUCAGUCUUACUCUCGGUGUGAAGCCGCAGACUCUUUCCAAUGGAUUGAAAUACUCUUUGGCGACUGGUAACUGGGGAGAUCAGAAGAAGGCCGCGAGCUCGACGGCUGGUGUGUCUCAGGUAUUGAACCGCUACACUUUUGCGUCUACGCUAUCUCAUCUUCGUCGCACAAAUACGCCCAUUGGUCGUGACGGCAAGCUGGCAAAGCCCCGGCAACUUCACAACACGCACUGGGGUUUGGUCUGCCCGGCUGAGACGCCGGAAGGUCAAGCUUGUGGUCUGGUCAAGAACCUGUCUCUCAUGUGUUAUGUGAGUGUCGGUACGCCCGCUGAACCCAUCAUCGACUACAUGAUUCAGCGAGGCAUGGAGGUUCUCGAGGAGUACGAGCCACUGAGGUAUCCCAACGCCACCAAGGUCUUCCUGAAUGGUGUCUGGGUUGGCGUGCACCAAGACCCAAGAAUUUUGGUUCCUGAUGUUCAGGGCACCCGCCGGCGAAACGUUAUUUCCCACGAAGUGUCGCUCGUCCGUGAUAUCCGAGACCGCGAGUUCAAGAUCUUUUCCGACGCCGGCAGAGUCAUGAGACCCGUUUUCGUCGUAGAGCAAGGUACCAACGGCAUAGUAGCACAGGGAUCGCUCGUACUGCAAAAGGCAACGGUCAACGAAAUGCGCGAGCAGCAGGAGAACCCUCCAGAUAACCCGGUUGACAAAAUCACUUGGGAGUCUCUUGCCCACAGCGGAGUUAUAGAAUAUCUCGAUGCCGAGGAAGAAGAGACAGCCAUGAUUUGCAUGACGCCCGAGGAUCUGGAAAUCUACAGAUUGCAGAAGCAAGGUCAAGUGGUCGAGGACAACACCGAUGGCCCCAAUAGCCGUCUGAAGACUAAGAUCAAUCCCACAACACACAUGUACACUCAUUGCGAAAUCCACCCCAGCAUGCUCCUGGGAAUUUGCGCCAGCAUCAUUCCCUUCCCCGAUCAUAACCAGUCACCUCGUAACACCUACCAGUCCGCCAUGGGCAAGCAAGCCAUGGGCUUCUUCUUGACCAACUACUCACGCAGAAUGGACACGAUGGCCAACAUUCUCUACUACCCUCAAAAGCCGCUGGCUACCACGCGGUCCAUGGAAUUCCUCAAGUUCAGAGAGCUUCCAGCCGGACAGAACGCCGUCGUUGCUAUUGCCUGCUACUCUGGUUACAAUCAGGAAGAUUCCGUGAUCAUGAAUCAGAGUAGUAUCGAUCGUGGCCUUUUCAGAAGUCUGUUCUUCAGAUCGUACACUGACUGCGAGAAACGCGUGGGUAUCAAUCUUGUUGAGCAGUUUGAGAAGCCCUUCAGAAGCGAUACCUUACGCUUGAAGCAUGGCACCUACGACAAGCUUGAUGAUGAUGGCAUUGUAGCACCGGGAGUUCGUGUCUCGGGUGAAGAUAUCAUUAUCGGAAAGACGUCGCCCAUAAGCCCGGACAACGCUGAGAUGGGCCAGCGAACGGCGCAGCAUGUCAAGCGCGACGCCUCCACCCCACUCAGAAGUACCGAAAACGGUAUUGUAGACCAGGUCAUUGUGACGACCAACCAAGACGGCCUCCGUUACGUCAAGGUCCGUGUCAGAACAACCAAGAUUCCACAGAUUGGUGAUAAGUUUGCCUCACGUCACGGCCAGAAGGGUACCAUUGGUGUCACUUAUCGGCAAGAAGAUAUGCCCUUUACUGGCGAGGGCAUCACGCCGGACAUCAUCAUCAACCCCCACGCAAUUCCGUCUCGCAUGACCAUUGCUCACUUGAUCGAGUGUUUACUCAGCAAAGUCUCGACAUUGAAGGGAAUGGAAGGCGAUGCCACUCCUUUCACAGAUGUGACUGUCGACUCAGUCUCGCAGCUCCUCCGAGAUCAAGGAUACCAAUCGAGAGGAUUCGAGAUCAUGUACAAUGGUCACACUGGCAGGAAGCUGCGAGCCCAGGUCUUCUUCGGACCGACUUACUACCAGCGUCUGCGCCACAUGGUGGACGACAAGAUUCACGCUCGUGCGCGUGGACCUGUUCAGAUCAUGACCAGGCAACCUGUGGAGGGUCGUGCUCGUGAUGGAGGUCUUCGUUUCGGAGAGAUGGAGCGUGAUUGCAUGAUUGCUCAUGGCGCGGCUUCUUUCCUCAAGGAGAGACUUUUCGAGGUCUCGGAUGCUUUCCGAGUUCACGUUUGCGAAAUUUGCGGCCUGAUGACGCCUAUCGCAAACCUCUCGAAGCAGUCGUUCGAGUGCCGCCCGUGCAAAAACAAGACGAAGAUUGCACAAAUUCACAUUCCGUACGCAGCUAAGCUUCUGUUCCAGGAGCUGCAGUCAAUGAACAUCGCCGCCCGCAUGUUUACCAACAGGUCCGGAGUCUCCAUCCGAUAAAGAGACUAGCUGUGGAGGAAAGGGACAUUUGAAAAACAGGUUGCCGAGCGGGAGUCCCGGGUCAUGGAGGUAGCCUGCGAGAUGAGAAUGGCUGAGCAGGCAGGCAGGGAGUAUUGGGAGGUGAUUGGUUGUAUUUGGCGUCUUCGAGGCUGGGGAACUAUAUUCUGGUCACCCCAUUCACUCGCAUCUUUGGGCGAGCCAUAGAAAACUUGGCAGAUGACGCCUCCA